Molecule: messenger RNA, 411 nt
Organism: Auxenochlorella protothecoides
Lineage: Eukaryota; Viridiplantae; Chlorophyta; Trebouxiophyceae; Chlorellales; Chlorellaceae
Exons: 1
Coding region: 1-411 (136 amino acids)
Source: RefSeq, a predicted model, not a curated record
AUGGUGCUCACAUCUUUUGGGGGGACUUCUGGGGUUGGGUAUUAUGGGGCUGAUGGUCUGGGAGGUAAAUAUUGCAGACUCGCGGCGCAAAUGAGAGCAUUCCAGCUGGUAUUUGCAUGGCAUGACGAUCAGAUCGCCUCGCCCAUCGCCCCCCACCUGGGCAUGCACGUGCUGCAGGGCCAGGCACAGCUGCACAAAGAUGAGCAUGAUGUCAUCCUCGUCCAGCAGCUCCCCCUGUCGCGCCCUGAUGAAGGCCUCCAGGUCUCCACCCUGGAUGGAGUGGGUGCGGGAAGGGGACUCGGGGUCGUCCGACCUCAUGCUCGCGCUGCAUUGCAAAACCAUGCGGCAAACAAUACAGCAGGCCUGGGCCUGGGGUCCACUUCCCCCUACCUACCUCGCAGUAUUCCAUGA